Papilio machaon (common yellow swallowtail) is the source of this 5524-nucleotide messenger RNA. RefSeq names its product coiled-coil domain-containing protein AGAP005037. Gene Ontology annotation, cellular component: cytoplasm. The record is from RefSeq and is a predicted model, not a curated record. Bases 183 to 5234 code for a protein of 1683 amino acids. Lineage: Eukaryota; Metazoa; Arthropoda; Insecta; Lepidoptera; Papilionidae. The transcript is spliced from 24 exons.
UACACCAUCAAUUUAUUAUUUAUUAUGUGAUAUAUUUUAUUAGGAGCAAUUUUAUGACUAUAGAAAGGUUAGUCUUCAACUAAUAGGAAAAUGCGGUAAAUUCAAGUGAAGAAACUCUUUAAAGUUAUGUUAUGACUCAUAGUCGAUAGUCGUGAAUACUGACUUCGUCUUUAACUGAUAAAAUGAAUGACAAUAGCAAGAAAAGGUCAAAUAGUUUUCGUAAAUUAUUUCCAAAUUUAUUUUUCACCCAUCGUUCUAAAGACAAAAAUACGAACAAAGAAUAUGGAACUGGUCAUAAAAACGUAGCAGAAUUACAGGCAAAUAAGAAUCAAUAUCAAAACCCACGAACAUUGGUGGAUAAAAAUACAUUUAUUCAAGACUCGGAUGUCACGCAAGAACGGAUAUACGAAAACUUGUCAGCGAGUCAUAGAUCGGGAAACGAUCGCAUUGUGGACCUUUCAAGCAAUCAUUCUUCUAGCAGUACGUUAGUUUCAGAUAAUGUAAAAAAACAAAUAGAUUUCUCAGACCAACCUAAAAAUGAAAACUACUAUACCACUUAUAUGGCCAGACCUCAAGUACCACCAAAACCACAAGGUGAAAUAAUACAAUCAACAUCACCCAGGCCACAAAAGCUAAAUGAUUUUAACACUAUUCAAUAUCCGGACGUAUAUUACCAUUCCUUAGAAAAAUUAAUAGAUAAGAUAACACCACUUGAUGAAAUUGAAAUUUAUAAAGCAUCACAAGCUCAAGCAAAUCCAGCAUCAGUUGGCGCUGAGAUUAAAAGAGUGAGCACAAAAUUCCUCAUUUCGCCAAAAAAAGAAGCUGAAGUGCGAACGAUACAACCCACAAGAGCGCGAAGUCUUUCUUUGGACAAAAACAACUCUCAUAAUAUCCCCAAUCAAAAUGAUGACCUUGCACGAAAUCACGACUAUGUUAAGAAACCUUAUAAUUAUUCUGCACCCACUUCACCCGUUGCUGCGACCCAAAAAAGACCCAACAUACCGAAAACAGUUUCUCCUUAUGGACAUGUAAGAAAAACAAUGCUAGAAACAGAAGAAAAACGGAAUUCAAUAAGUAGGGCAAGUCUUGGUAAUAAAUCUACACCCUCACCUAGGCCCCAACAUCUGGAUAUAACCAUACCUACUUCGCCUAGGAAUAACAACGGAGAUAACGACAAAGAAAAGACGCGUCAGAAAAUUGAGGCUUUUUAUUGGCAGAAGCUCAAAGAAUUAAAAGAAAAAGAAGACGAACAGCUAUUAAAACAAUCUUUGGAUAAUAUCCGCAUAUCACCACAAAAAUUUAACACGGUAUACUCUAGUUCCAAUUGUAGUACACCGAGUUCUUUUGUAACUGAACCAAAAAGUUACAGUUUACCGCGAGGGCGGGACUUGAAUUACAACAUGGCCCAACCAAUUUACGCACUUCCACCUUUUGUGAGAGGCGCUCCAGAGCGGCGGACUGAUUCAUUCAUACGAAAUCACACAUCCGACGCGGAUACGGACAUCGUGUAUAGACAAAUGCGUAAAUCUAGUUCAAGAACUACGUCACCCGUAGUUAAUAGACAAAUGCCGAUUUUUCAACGAGGUUCUUUGACGCCAGACGGAAGACACAAUAUUUAUCAACCGAAACGAGUUAGUUUUGAAGAGCAGUACGCUAAGACUUCUCUAUCAAACAACAGUGAAAUUCCAAAAAGUGUUGCGCUAGAUGUGAAGUUAUCGAAUGACAGUUACAAAAUAUUGAGUGCAAGAAAUGCUUUGUUCCCGGGUAAAAUAAAUAGUUCGGUUACUCAGGACUAUGGAACUCCUCCCAAACCCCCAGUUCGAACAACAAGUGUAGAUAGUGUCGGGAAGACAUAUAAAAUAAUCAAUAAAAACACUGCGUACUUAGUACGUGGAAAUCAUUCAGUGUACUCGGAAUCUGAAAGUGGUUCGGAGGCUGGGGAAAUUCAAAAGAUUUUGCAGAGACCUUCACAUAAUGAGGAAGAUUGGCACGUUGAUGGGUCACGCAUGGAUGGUGGGCUGUCGGAUGGAGAGGCGGGUCGUGUGCCGCCGCGGGGGCGACCGUCGCGCCGGGAAGAUCCUCGCCGGCACACACUCGCUGGUAACCAUCUAUACCUGCAUCCUCACCACCCUAAUCAAAUCAAUUCGUUGGAGCUUGAGCGUAAUGCACCCGUAACAACUGCAAAGAACAUGCCAGAAUAUGCAACUGUUACCAAAUAUCGUGACGUCAACCAGAAAAUGUUAGAUCCUCGAAUGAGAAAGCAUCCGCUGCAACGAAACUAUCCACCAACAAACAACGCUCUUCUAUUCGAAGAUGAUCCCGGUGUUAUGUCUGAAGUGGAAACAGCAUCGACUGGCUUCAGGCGCGGUGGCAAGCAAAGAUCCUCAUUACCAGUUGUUAGAACUCCGAGCAAAACUUUAGAACGCCCCCUUGGUCUAGUAUUCCUGCAAUAUAGAAACGAGACAAAACGCGCUCUCUUGCCGAACGAGAUUACAUCGAUCGACACUGUGAAAGCUCUCUUCGUUCGAAGUUUCCCCAAACAGCUGACGAUGCAGUAUAUGGAAUCGCCAAUGGUCAAGAUUUACAUUCAUGAUUCCUCUAAGGACAUGUUUUACGAGCUCGAGGAUGUACGUAGUCAUCUUCAUGAUAUAAGAGACCGGUCUGUCCUUCGGCUAUUCGAGUCGAAUGACAUCGGUGGGGGCGUAUUCCCCGGCGCUGUUGGAGUAGGCUCCGUGUCCAUGCCGGCGGCCGCUACAACUUGCCCGACCACAUCGAAUUGGGACCAGGAACAAAGUUACUUCAGUGAGCCUGAAAUCGACUCUGAGUACCACCAUCAUGUUCAUAAAUCUAAGGUCAAGGCGCCUGCAUACUACAUGGGUACUCAAGCGCCCAGCACUCUGCCUCGAGGUGGUGCCAUCAUAAGGGCGUUCUCACCAGCCGCGCCGCCUGUACCAGCCGAUCGCGUUAAGCCUAUAACAACAAACGUGCCGACCAAGCCGUUGCGAUACGCCCCCGGCACAGGUUCCGAGAGGUGUUUUCCCUUCGCCGACUGUCCUCGGGUGACAGAGCAGCUUUACACAAUCACUGGGGACGGGUAUGUGUCAUCUCCCGAGCGCAGCGCCUCUCGCCCGCCAUACGAGGACCCCUAUUACACACAGUUCUUAGGACAAGCUGCAAGAACUAACAUCACACCACUUAUCGAUGAAGAGGCCAGUGAUUCUGUAAUUAUCGACGAUUCAUAUCAGUUGUAUGGCGUCAAUGCGAUAACCACAGCACCGCGACCAAUGCCACGACCACCAUUCGAUGCCAGAUUGACAACACAAGUCGAUGACAUGCAACGUUUACGCGUAGAGAAAAUGGAACGUCAGCUGGCGAAUUUAACUGGCUUAGUGCAGAAAGCACUGCAGGUUCCCGGGGCCACGCCAGCCCCGGCGGCGGCGCCUCGCCAGGAGUUCCAAACUUACCAACCUAGACCGGCAACAACCGAUCCGGUGAGAUUCACAAGCGAGGAGAGACCUCCCAAAUUAGGGAGAGACAGAUUUCAAAAAUCUGUAUCGUUUGAGAAAUCAGUGUCAUUCAGUGAUGAUCCUCCGGACAUGAACUCUCCCAAACAACAUUCUCCACAACACUCAGCUGAUACAAAACCAGCUAAACCGGCAAUCAAAUCAUCCACAUUGCCGAGGACGUCUUCACAAGAACGUGAUCGAUUGAAACCAGCACCUCCGCCGAAACCCGCCGGGCUCGUUAGCCAGCAAUUGCCAUUAGCCCCACAGAGAACGUAUACAUUAAACGUUGGUCCUGACUUUUUCAACCAGUUGCGAAUGCUCCAAAAGCAAAGUCACGAUCUCAGAAUCGAGACAAGAAAUUUGCGGCGCUCCACUUUGUCACAAGCUAUUCAAAUGAGACAACUUAUGGCCGACACAAUUGUCAAGAUCGGUGCUAUAGCAGCUAGUUACUGCGAGCAUGAUCCCGAUUCACAGUUGUCAAGGGAGGAAGAAAUUUACAGACAAGAUAUGUUGCUCCUCGAGAAUGAUCUUUAUGAAUUGGAAGCAACAGUCGAGAGACUACGUGGUCAAGCUGCGAACCGGGAAACUCGCGUGAACAUGGCAGACAUCGAACGUAUUGCCAUGGUGCUGUCAAAGAGCAGUAAAACUGUUGCUGAUUGGAAGCUUAAAUUCCCAAUACUACAAGAUACUAUGAAAGUUAAAUUAGCAUCGGAAAUGGAGAAAGUUGUGCGUAAAGAAAAAAUGCUUGAAGAUGAACCAGAGCGUCUUGAGCUUGCCUUACGUCGUUGUAAGAAAUUAACAGGCACUUUGGUUACCCUUAAAAGAUUGGCCUGUGUGCAAGAGCAACGUCUUCCUAUUACCGACGGCCGCACUUCCUCAGGAUCUUCUCAAAGCUCUUCGCUCACAGCUGGACCAUCAUCUGAAGAGUUCACUCCGGAAAGUACUUGCCACCUCGCGACUUCUCACAAUAAGGGCACCGGUGGCGUCAUCCCCAUACGAACAACAACAAACAGAGGAACAACAGACGUGCGUCCAGAGAAUGCCCUCGACGCGCUAUUAGAUGAACUGCAAACCUUUGCUAAGCCUUCGGAGCGCGCGGCCAGAACUGAGGGCCCACUACGCCGACUGCACUCGUACCCAAGCGGCAGCGACACAGAUGCCUCGCCGCCGGUCAGAGCUCGCGGUCAGCAUCCACCGAAGCCGCCGGUCCCUGAGCGACAUCCAGAACUGCUAGCACUGGCCGCGCGCCGCGCCCCGCCACCGCCGCCACCCAGGACGACUUCUCGCUCCCCCCUUGCCUCCCCUACCUCGCCAUCCUCCCCUCGCGCUGAUUCAGAUUCCUGCCGCUCAAAUCACGAGUCAAAUUACGACGAGAAGGGCAACUCGCGUCAGGCGGUUCUUGAACAACGACACCAGGAACUACUAAAAAAACAAAAGGCUCUCCAAGAGCAGUACGCGCGUUUACAAAUGAUACAUAGAAGCGGUCCUACUAUGCCACCAAAUGUUCAACUUGAGCUCAAAAAAACUGGUAGCGAGUCAAAUCUCCUAACCAAAAUGAAUCUAAAUCUUGCGCCAGCCACCAUAUCCGGCAGUAUGACGCAUUUAGCAGCCGAUAGUGAAAGAAAGAGAAAUGAAAUUAGUGAUACUGAAGUUCUGAGCCCGCAAUCGAACAAGACGCCUGACGCGAUGCCCACCACAAAUAAAGUUUACGAGACUGACAUACUGUGACCACAUAGUGAUUGCUUUUGAUACUUGUAUAAUAAUUUUGAUCCCAAUUUUAUACAUCUUCUAUUAGUAGCAAUGACUUAUUUUAUAUCUCUGACAUUUCUAAAAUCACAAUUAGUGUUCAAUAAUAUUAGCGUAUCAUACACAAGUUCGAGGCAUCAUACUGUGCCGCAUAUCCACAGAGUAUUUAAUGUUAACAGUCGAUACUUUCAUAUAAUAUAUCCCUGUAGGCUUCCCGCUUUAUUGGUCGGGCUUCGAAUAAAUCAUUAUAGCUAAAAUCGGCAUAAUAAGUA